CUUAUUUUUUACACCUUAAUCGAUUUGAAUAGGACCUAUUGAGACGCGUUUUGUGGUUCUUGCGGACGCUUUGUUGUCUUCUGCAAGUGAAACCGGUUUGAUGGAAACAUGACCAAAGCUGCAACAGGACCAUUUCCCCUGCACACUAUUCACCUGCUCCCGCUACUGCUGCUUCAUGCCACACCGGCGUGUCUCGCAGCGCAGCACCGGCAUCCGGCGCGCUAUUUCGGCCAAAUAGCCGAGAACUUUCAUGCUGGGGCUCAGGUGGAAGGGGUUGUGAUUCUCCUCGCUGCCCAUGGCUGCUCCAGUGAGGACCUCCAUGCCACCCUAAACGGGGAUUAUGCGUCGGAUUUUAGGCUCGUUCAUCGCCAGGGUCACCAGGACUUCCCGGGGCAUUUGGGUUUGGUGUCCUCCAAAGCUCUGGACCGAGAGUUUAUAGCGAUGUACGAGUUGACUGUGGAGCUGUCCCCACGGUGUCAGAGGAGACGAGCCGUGGUCCAGAUCGAGGUGUCAGACAGAAACGACAAUAUACCACAGUUCACCAGCGGGAACAAGACGGUUGAAGUAGACGAGUUAACGGCUCUUGGAACGGAGCUGGCGAGCUUUGACGCAAAAGAUGGUGACGCAGAGAAGAACGGACGUGUGACUUUUUACGCAUCUCCGGAGUCUAACCUGCUCCACGUGGUUCCACAAACCGGACAGGUGAUGCUUGUCAGAUCCAUACUUGGGGUCAGACAGGUAACUCUGCGCCUUUACGUGAAGGACGGUGGAGAUGUAACGUUGACAGGUGAGCCGGUGUUCCUGUGCGUAAAUGUCCAUCGGUCCAGCAGAGCGCACCGGAGGCCCCGCGCUUUGUCCGAGGAUCUGACCUACACAGUGACCGUUCCAGACCACGUCAGAGUAGGGGACCUGGUGUUCACAGUGCCGGACCAGAGGUUCGAUCAGCGCUGGUUUGAGGUGAUAUCCGAGGCUGACUCGCCUGUACAGAUCGAAAGGGACUCAGGACGUCUGUACCUGGCGCGCAGUCUGCGGGAGCCUGCGCAAGUGGUGGUGAAGAUCCAGAACCUCCGAGGUGAUGAGUGGUACCUGUGCAGGUUGACCCUGAGCAUGUCCAGUCAGGCAGACCUGCAGUGGGGGAUGUUUCCUUCACCUUAUCUGGGAGCCAUUGGUCCUGAUGCAACUCCUGGUUCUGUAGUCUACCGAUUGUCAGCACGGCAACGAGAUGGAACUGUUGGACAAGCCCAGUUCCUUCUACUGGAAGGUGGUGAGGAGUGCUUUGAGGUGGAUCGUCGUUCCGGUGUGAUCAGGACCACAGGACGACCCCUGACUCCCAGCAAGGAGUAUUUGCUGCAGGUGCAGGCAGUGGAUGGACGGGGCCGCAAAGGCCCACCGGCCACAGUUGCUAUUCUCGCAGGAUAUCGACCACCACAGUUUACCAACUCCACCUACAGCCUGAAUGUGCCUGAGAACGCACCUGUUGGCCAAGCUGUUGCUGUGGUUCAGGCGGUCUCGUUCCAGAAGAAGACUUUGUCCUACAUGCUGCUGGUAAAUCCUGGGAAUCUGUUUAGCAUCAACCAGGAGAGCGGCGCUCUCAGCCUGACCAGGACUGUUGACUACGAGAGCGGCCACAACCUCCACACUCUGCAGGUCCGAGCCUCUGAACCUGACACUGGCCUCAGCGGCGUGGCAGAGGUUGUUGUGCAUAUAACGGAUGAGAAUGACUGCACACCAGAGUUCCUCCACUCCAUCUAUACAAGAGACAACAUACCUGAGAGCGUUGCACCUGGAACCUCCCUGCUGCAAGUUCUGGCUCGGGACUGUGACUCAGGUGUGAACUCUGAGCUGUCUUACUUCAUCCCAAGUGGAGAUUUUGACAUCACGUCAGGAGGCGUGGUCAGCCCUACCCGUCGCCUGGACUACGAGCGGCCCAAUCACCUCUAUGAGUUUGUUGUUGUUGCCGUGGAUGCAGGAACACCUCCCCGGACUGGGACGGCCUCAGUCCGCAUCCGAGUUGCCAAUACCAACGAUGAGCCGCCGGUCUUCUCCCAAACCAAUUAUAAGACUUUCCUCAGUGAGGAUGCUGGCCCCGAUACACUGGUUGCCAUCGUCCACGCCAAUGACCCAGAUGGAGAUGGAGUCUCUUAUGCCAUCACUGGUGGCAACGAGGACAGCAACUUCCAGCUGGACAACCAGAAGGGCAUCAUUAAGCUGCGGCGGAGUCCACCUCCCAGGCUGAGGGGUCCACAGUACGUCCUCAACAUCACUGCCACAGAUGAUAAUGCAUCCGGUGGGCCCUAUCCACUCAGCAGCUCUGCUCAGGUCAUUGUUGGAAUCAAUGACAUCAACAACAACAAGCCAGUGUUCGAGGAGUGUCAGAACUACAGUCUGAACGCUGCAGUGCUGGAGAAUCAGCCACCAGGGACGUUUGUCCUGCGCGCCCAGGCACAUGAUGCUGACAUGGGACUCAACGGAAAGGUCAAAUAUGGCAUCAUGCAUAGAGACGGUGUGUCAUCUGGGUUUGAUAUCAAUCCUGACACUGGUGUGAUCACAACAACUAUGAGUUUUGACCGAGAGCGUCAGAGGGAGUUCACGCUCUCUGUGACCGCCACCGAUCAGGCCGAAGAGCCGCUCAUUGGAAUCUGUCAGAUCACAGUGCUGAUCUCAGAUCAGAACGACAACGACCCCAAGUUUGAAAACAGUCGCUACCAGUACUUUCUGAGGGAGGACACUCCAGUUGGAACUAGUUUCUUGCGAGCGGCAGCACACGAUGAUGACCAGGGGAGCAACGCAGCCAUCACCUACUCAUUGUCCAAUCAAAAGCCAGCUUAUUUGCACAUCAACCCCAGCACUGGCUGGAUUUAUGUCAACCACCCAAUUUCACAGACGUCCAGGAUCAACCAGCAGAUCGUGGCAUCGGAUGGAGGGAACCGCAGCAGCUCCGUGGAUCUGACCAUCAUCAUCACCAAUGUCCACAACCAGCCGCCGCACUGGGAGCAGUCGGAGUACUGGGUCACCGUGCCAGAAAACACGGUUCGAGAUGCCAAGAUAGUGACUGUCAAGGCAACAUCUCCCCUCGGUGAUCCCCGGGUGACCUACAACCUGGAGGAGGGCCAGGUGCCAGAGACUAACAUGCCUGUGCGGUUCUACAUCAAACCAAACCGGGCAGACGGCUCAGCAUCGAUCUUGGUAGCAGAGAACCUGGACUACGAGACGACACUCUUCUUUACCCUGCGAGUGCGAGUGCAGAACGUUGCUGCUGUGCCGCUCGCCUCCUUCACCACAGUCUACGUCAACGUAACAGAUGUCAACGACAAUGUUCCCUUCUUCCUGUCAUCCACCUAUGAAGCCACGGUUCCUGAAGGAGCACAGAUUGGCACAUCUGUGGCUCAGGUUUCAGCCACGGACCUGGACUCUGGUCUGCAUGGGAUGAUCCACUAUGCAAUUCUGAGAGAUGAGAGUGGGGAUUCUCAGUUUUUUAGCAUCGACUCAAGUAGCGGCGCCAUCGUCACACGUGCCUCUUUCGACCGAGAGCAAAAAGCUUCCUACCUGAUCGAGGUUCAGUCACAAGAUGGUUCAGAAUCAGCUCGACCAGGACAGCAAGGCCAGCCAAACACAGACACGGCCUAUGUCAGGAUCUUCAUCACUGAUGUCAAUGACAACGCCCCAGCAUUUGCCCAACCGGUGUACGAGGUGAGCGUGGAGGAAGACAAGGAGGUUGGCUUUGUCCUCAUCACCGUUACAGCAAAUGACGAGGAUGAAGGUGCCAAUGCUAAGUUGCGAUACCAAAUUACUUCUGGAAACACCAUGGGGACUUUUGACGUGGAGCCUGAAGUGGGAACCAUAUUCGUGGCUCAGCCACUCGACUAUGAGAUGGAACAGCGGUAUGAGCUCCGACUGGUCGCCUCCGAUGGCAAGUGGGAGAACGAGACACUGGUGGUGGUUCAGGUGGUCAACCGCAAUGACGAGGCGCCCAUGUUCAGUCAGACCGAGUAUCUUGCCACUGUGAUAGAGGAGCUCACACAGCUUCCUGUGUUCAUCCUGGAGGUGUCAGCGACAGAUCCUGAUCAGGAAGCUGAUCAAACUGCCCUCCGCUACUCUCUUCAUGGCCAGGGUGCAGAUGGCGAGUUCACCAUUGACGAACGCACAGGAAGAAUCUACGCUCAACGUCGCCUGGACCGUGAGGAGCGUCCUGCUUGGAGAUUCCUUGUUCUUGCCACAGACGAAGGAGGCGCAGGACUUACAGGAUUUGCUGAUGUGCUGUUAGAAGUCAGAGACAUCAACGAUAAUGCCCCCUUUUUCCCAUGUCCAGCUCUGGAAGUAGACGGCUGUUUUGUUGGCCAAGUGCCUGAAAAUUCACCUGCUGACACUUCCAUCAUGGAGAUGCGUGCAAUGGACCUGGAUGACCCCAAUGAGGGCAGGAAUGCCAUGCUUACCUACAGCAUCAUCAAGAACAUUCGCAAUGAGAUCAACCUCAAUCUCUUCUCCAUCAACGCCACUACAGGGACCAUCUACACAGUUCUGCGUUCACUAGACCGGGAGUCGGAAGACCGAUAUCUGGUAGUGGUGGAGGCUCGUGAUGGAGGAGGUCUGUCAGGGACAGGGACAGCCACUAUUAUGGUUUCAGAUGUAAAUGACCACCCACCCAUUUUUACACAGAGGGUCUACACCACUCAGGUUACUGAAGAUCUCGAGGUGAACAGUGAAGUUCUUGUAGUUUCUGUGACUGAUGGGGAUGAGGGUGAGAAUGCUGUUGUGACUUUCAGCAUCGUCGGUGGAGAUGAGGACAGGAAGUUCUUUGUGGAAACAGACAAAGUGAAUCGACGUGGCGUGAUAAAACUCAAGAAGAAGGUCGACUUUGAGAAACCCAAUGAGAGGACAUUCAAUCUGACUCUGAAGGCUGAAGAUGCGGAUUUUUUCAGCCUGGCUUACUGUCUUGUUCAAGUGGAAGACUCUAAUGAUCAUGCUCCUGUCUUCUUCCCACAGUUCUACGAGUCACCUGCCAUGUUAGAAGAUGUCCCUGUGGGGACAAUUGUUGCUCAGGUCACAGCAUCUGAUCUGGACUCAGGUCAAAAUGGCCGCUUUUCUUACAGUAUUUCCAAAGAGUCGGACCCUUACAGUCAGUUUCUGGUGGACCAGUCAGGAUGGGUGGUGGUGGCUGAUUCACUGGACAGAGAGAAAAUCUCUCAGCACAGGAUAAUGGUCCUUGCAACAGAUGCUGGCAGUCCAUCUCUCACUGGUACUGCCAUUGUAAUGGUGACUGUACUUGACAUUAAUGACAAUGGUCCAGAGUUUGAGACCCCCUACAAGCCUGUUGUUUGGGAGAACAUGGCAGCACCCCAGGUGGUGCGAAUGAAUGAAACUUCCCUGCUUCUUCAUGCCAUUGACCGUGACACCUCCACCAAUGGUGGUCCAUUCUCCAUCCGGCUCCUCAUGCUCACAUCAGAUGCCACCAAUUUCAAUCUGACAGACUUUAGAAAUGGCAGUGCAGCCAUCACCACCCUCCGCACCUUUGAUCGUGAGCGCCAAAAGGAAUACCGCCUCCCAGUUCUCAUGAUUGACAGCGGCUCUCCUCCGAUGAGCUCAACCAGCACACUGACAGUUGUUAUUGGUGACAGGAAUGACCACCCCCACUUACCUGGACACACCAACUUUAUUGUCUACAGUUAUGAAGGUAUUCUCCCGACGACAGUACUUGGACAAAUUCAAUCCCCUGACCUUGAUGACUGGAGUGAGAAAGUAUUCCGGUUCGAAGGCAAAUCAACCAGGUUGUUCAGUCUGAACCAGAGCUCAGGUCAGCUCAGUAUCAGAGAGGGAACCCCUCCCGGCUCGUAUCGCCUGAGAGUGCGGGUGUCGGAUCACACCUGGCCAGACGUCACUUCAACUGCUCAGGUUGAUGUCAUACAGCUGCAUCAGGACGCGUUGCAGCAAGCCGCCUCCAUCCGCCUGAACAAUCUGACAAUGGAGGAGUUUUUCAGGACCAGCACUGGUAGUGAGGAAAGUCAGUUCUCCCGUCUGGGUCGGAUGUUGUCUCAACUCUUGCAGACUUUGCCAGAGAACGUUCAGAUCUUCUCUGUAGGUGAUGCAGGCCGGCAGGGUGAAAAGGCACUCAAUGUGUGGUUCGCUGCACAUGGCUCUCCGUACUACAAGGCAGAGAAACUCCACGGCUAUGUGGCAGCCAACAAACCCAAGCUGGAAGGCAUGUUGGGUCUGUCCAUCUCACAGGUGGGUGUGGACGAAUGUCCAUAUACAGACUGCAGUCAGUCUGGAGGCUGCAGCAAUGAUGUUUCAUUCAGCCAGGCUCCAGUGGCUCUCAGCUCCGGAAACAUCUCUCUGGUGUCGCUAUCGGCUACUUCAUCUGCACAGUGUGGCUGCAAGGGCCGAGAGGUAAUCCACCUGCCCUGCUCUGCUUACUCUGUGAGCCCCUGCCUCAACGGGGGCACCUGUCAGGAUGGAUCGCUGGGAUACCGAUGUACAUGUCCUCCCAUGUUUGAUGGCCCUGAGUGCCAGCAGACCAAACACAGCUUUGGGGGUCAGGGUUAUGCCUGGUUCCCCCCCAUCAAGCCUUGUUUCCAGAGCCACAUCUCCCUGGAGUUCUUGGCUGAAUCAGCCAAUGGUCUGCUCCUCUAUGAUGGACCACUCGGCCUCAUCCAAUCUGGAGAGCAAGAGGACUUCAUUGCAGUAGAGCUGAGAAAUGGGGUACCAACUCUAAGUAUAAACCACGGAUCUGGAACGCUGACCCUUCAGCUCCCGCCCAAAUCGAGCAUCAAUGACCGACGCUGGCAUCACCUUGACAUAAUCAGUAAUGGAAAGAAUGUCCAGCUGGUCCUGGACCAGUGUGGUAGUGUAGUAGCAAAUGAGCUGGAAGGGACUGGAGGGGGGACUCAGGAGGUGGAUGAAUCUGGCUGUAAGGUUACAGGAGAGACACCUGGGAACCAAAGGCACUUAAAUGUGUUCCAGCCUCUUCAGUUGGGAGGGAUGAAGGAAAUGUCUCCUUACCGACGUUACCGAAGCUUCACUGGCUGCAUCCGCAACCUGGUGGUCGACAGUCAGGUGUACGAUCUGGCAUCUCCAGGUGAGAGUGUGGACAGUGCACCUGGGUGCAGGCUUACAGACGGGGUGUGCGUGACAGCGGCCGGUCCGUCAUGUGGUGUCCACGCCUCCUGUCUCUCCGAGUGGGGCUCCUUCAGCUGCGAGUGCCGCCCAGGAUACACUGGACACAAGUGUGACAGGGCUGUCCCAGAGUUCUCCUUCGACUCAAGCAGCGUGGUACGUUUUCAGCUCAGAGGAGGCAGCAACUCCCGACGCACUUACAUCCAGUUGCUCCUCCGAACAAGAGCCACCUCAGGCACUCUGCUCUCCGUGGCAUCUCGGGAGGCCAACGAGUACAUCAUUCUGGAGAUUGUUGAGGGUCACAUCUCGGUGCGUGUCAACCUGGGUGACGGUGCACACAUGCUGCGGCUUCACGGCCACCGAGUGGACGUUGGACAGUGGGUCCUGGUCAGCCUCAGUCGCCAUGACAAUAUAUUCACCCUGCGGUUGGAGCAGGGCGGGGGCUCCAGGGAGGUUCAGGCUCAGCUGGGGAGCCGCAGGGAGCUUGUGAUUUACCCAGCCAGCCUAAUCGUUGGCAACGGACCAAAUGCUGGUGACAAGGCUGACUUUCAGGGUUGUCUGCGGGAUGUUCGAUUUAAUGGUCAGGUCCUUCCUUUGGAUGGGCAGAGCCGGGACUUGGUAACAGUGUUGGAGAAGCGAGGUGUCACCUCAGGUUGCUCCAGCAACGCCUGCAGCAGCCAACCCUGCCGCAGCCCACUGCGCUGCAUUGAUCUGUGGAGGAAACACCAGUGCAAGUGUCCUGGAGCUCAGGUGACAGUGACAGAUGACUCAGGUCAGCACCGUUGUGUGCCAUCGCCCUGCGGACCGUCCUCCUGCCGUAAUGGCGGCAUCUGCCAGGCUCUGUCACCCGACAGUUUCCAGUGCAGAUGUCAGGAGGGUUUCAGGGGUCAGCGCUGUGAACUGGGGCAGGUCAAAGGUCACCGGCUGGCCGCCCUCAGUCCCAGCUCCAUCCUGGCCAUCAGCAUGUGCCUGCUCGUCUUCAUCGUAGUGCUGGUGGCAGUGACGGUUUGGAACCAGAAAGGCAGCCGAAACAAGUUCAGAAAACGAGGAGUUUACCACAUCCCUGCAGAACAUGAGAGCUGGGAGGACAUCCGAGAAAACAUCCUCAAUUACAACGAGGAAGGUGGAGGAGAGCAGGACCAGAAUGGUUAUGAUAUCACAGAGCUGAAGCGUCCACUGUGUUCCAGUUUGUCUCAGUCAUCUUCCUGCACCACCGCCCCACUCAUCAAAUCCUCGCCUGGCUCCCAGGAAGAGGUCCAUCCAUCCAGUUCUUCCUGCAGCUCAGGUGCUCCCUACCUCAGCAUCCCACAUCACCAUCACCACCACCAUCAGCACACUACCAAUCCCAGCUACAACGGAGAUUCAACCUACGCCAACUACACCACUCACGCAGGCAGAGACAUGGAGACAAGUGACGCAGGCAGUUAUGUUGACGCCACAUCUGGGUCGCGCUCCCAUGUGGACUUUAAAAGCUACGUGGCGCGAAUCAUUUGGGAAGCAGAUAAUGACAGCGAGGCUUUCCCAACAGAUGCCUACCACGUCUGGUGUGUGGAAGGUUCUGGGUCCUCAGCAGGAAGCCUCAGCUCUCUGGGAUCUGCAGUGUCCUGUAGAAAAGUUGCCUGUGGAAACAAAGAGGAGGAGGAUGAAGGAGAGUUUGUGUACGAGAGGCUGGCACGAUGGGGCCCAAAGUUCCAGACAUUAAGUGAGAUGUACGACCAGCCCCAGCUGGCGCUCACAUACAGGGAUGCAAUCGCCUACAUACAGAGGAGUCACAGCCAUGAUCCCCUGCCUCAGCACCACUAGGGGGCGCUACACAACCCCAGCCACAUACAUUGUGUAAGUGGAAAGAAAGAAGCUCCGUGCUGCUUUUACUCCACAUCUGAAAACAACAAAAGAAAGGCUAAAUUUUCAGGGUAUAUCAUUUCAACAAAAUGCAGCAAAGCUAUAAAAAAAAUAAAAAUUAAAAAAUAAUAAUACACGAAGCAGAAAAAGCAAAGCUUAAUCAGCUGCAGUUUCUCAAUCCAGUAACCCACCCAACAGACACAAUGAUGAUAGUAGGUGGUGCUCUUCACAGAUGAUUUUAAAAGCAGAAAAAGAUCAUAAAUACCAGACAUCAUGUAAGCUGAAAGAUCCAUGAUGUUAAUAAGCAUUUGGUUGGUGCCACAAAGCUAAGCUAUGAAUUAGAAAGAGGUUAAAGCCCAAGUACAGCUCUGAACAUGGCUCCCAUCAGCCCAAUAAAAAACCAACAAAACCCUGUGAGGGAUGCUAAAAUCUGAUUGGCUGUCUCAUACCUUUGUCUCAGACUUUUGUAAUGACUGGCUUUGUAAUUAAAUUAGGCUGGUCAAUCAGUCUGUGAUCACUGAGAACCAGUCAGGAAAGCACUACAGAGAAAGUUUAAUGUGAGUAAAACCUAAACCAAACAGCAAAAUGUCACAGAUUCAGAUGUUACAUAAUGCAGCUCAUGAUUUAGCUGUUUUAGCAUUAGUUUAAUGUUUCACACAAUAUAGAAAAUGGCACACGUUUUUACAUGGCCUCAGUAACGUUUUGGAGUUCUUAUUUGAUGCAUAUUUCUUUUCAUAUUGUUUUCAUCCAUUUUCACUCAAACAUUGUUGGUUUUGAUCCCUAUAUAGUUAUUCCUCACAAUGUCAGUGUAACAAUAUGCAACUUUUAAAUGACAAACUACAAAUUCAGAUUGACCUUAGAACACAAAUGGCACCAAAAAUCAUCACAUCUUCCUUUUUAAACUGCUCGAACAUCUCUGUGCAUUAGAUGUCACGUAAACGCAGCAGCUCUGCUCUAGUGUGUAGGUCAAUGACGACAGUAAAUCAGAGACACUUUCAGGGCAGGGACGGUUCAGUUCGUGUCCUCGUGGUAGCUCAUGUGGAAAACAAGAUGCAGGACAGAGAUGUUAGAGGCCAGAGUUGUGGUUCAGAGGCUUAAAGUAGGAAAAAAAGCACAGAAUAUAUAUAUGUUACUGCUUCAUCUACCACCCAGGAAAAUGCCACCCAACUCGAUCUUUUCCUUUAAUUUCUUCUUUCUAAGUACUUUGUUGUGCUGUAUUUAUUUUUUAUUUUUUUAUGUGUAGGUCACUGUGCUUUCCUUUUGGAAAAUUGAACUUUCAGGGUCAUAACAGGAUAUUUCUAAAGGAAAAUUAUCAUCAAAUUGUGUUAGAAAUGUUCAGGGUGGGUGGAGAUGAGUGUGGAAGAAUGAUUUUGGUACAUUUAAAAAUGCAGACAUUAAGGCCUUGACCCUGUAAUCUUACAAAGAAAACUCAACAUUUUUCUUUGAGGGCAUUUUAAUGGAGCAUUUCUGUCUUUUUUUAUCUCUGCCCGAGCAGUUUUCAUUUUGACCUGCUUGUACAACCCAAAAAGAAAUCAAUCUCACAAAGAAAUGUUAAAACAGGACGAGGCUUUCUUUCGCAGUUUUAUUUUAAAAAGAAAUGUCACUUUGACUUUGUGCUUUCUGAAUUUUGAGACCAUCAAAACACUCUUAAUAACCAGCUUUUGAUUUGUCUUUUCUACCUUCUUGUUGCACUAGUAGAUGAUUCAGAGUCUUCAGACAGGAUCGAAGAAUCAGUUUGACAAAAAAAAAAAGCCUUGCAAGCUCACCAUGUGAAACACUUUUUACCCCCCCAGUGUUUCCACCUUGUAAAAUCAGCUUUGCUGGUAUGUUUUCAGAUGAGAGAUUAUUUUUCUACUCCUUAAAGAAACUUCCCAUAAGGUUCUUUCCAGUUACUGUUGGUUGUGUGUUGUGUUAAGUGGAGCAGAGGAAACGACUUGUGUUAAGCUCAAGGGAAAUCUGCAUUUUCAGCUGAGCUGCUGACAAAUGUACAUCUGCCUACUUGAAAAGUAUAACAGUAGAACUCCUAAUCUGAAAUAUUUGUAGCUCAUUACUUGUUCACCUGUGUGAGAUCCACAUUUCACUGAGUCACACCUUCAUUUUGGUUCAUGAGCAGCUUCUUGCACAUUUAGCAUCCUCACACCAGAGGUCACUGAAGAGAAGUGAUACUAAUAAAACACAAUUAUUUCAAUCACAUAGAUUUGAGUGUAAAAAGUCUAGAUGGGCUAGAUUCAGUUCAUGUUGCACAAAUUACAUUUAAAUCUUAAAAUUCAAGUAAAAAAUUUAGAUUAUUCUGUCAGGAUACCUAUAAUAAGCCUUUAAAUCUGACAUUCAGCCAAUGAAAUGGUGUCAGAUUGUUCAUCCAACCCCAAAUUUAGAGGGCAAAGCAAUAAACACACGGCUUUUAAAUAGCUGGUAUAAUGCUAACGAGCUAUUUAUUGCCACAGAAGUGUGAGCUGUGUUUACACUUCAGUAGGGUAUAAGUGAAGAAAGGAAUUUUAGAACUAUUGUUGUUCAAUCAGAAUUUUGGGGAUCACUUUUUGUUGGAUUAAAAUCUUGCCCAUCAUAUUUUUUCUACUUAAAUAUGAUCUCAAUUAAUUUGAAUAAUUUGGCAAAAUAGAAAUGUUAAAGUUUAUAUGAAUAUUUUCAUUUAGAAGAAUAGUGUUAAAUUCAAUGCAAAAAAAAUGUCUGUGGAGCCUCUACUUGAACAAUACAGCAAUCUUGAGUAAUAUUUUCAAGUAGCUAGAUGAACUUUUUUAUUUUUAAGUAAUGAGGUACGGGGGAUUGUCCAUUAUUGGUUGCAGACUUUGACCAGAACUAUGUCUGAUGGCUGCUUCGCAGCCUGUCUCUUGGCUAUGUAUGUUUCCAUUACACCGCUUGAUGAAUGUAGUUUUAUAUGGAGAGAAAAAGAAGAAGAAGACUGGUGGAUGGAGUCUGGCCAAGCAAGAGUACAAUCAUUGUAGAAAUGCUUUUUUAAAACUCUUACUUGAAAAAACAUUUGAUAAUCUGUGUAAAUCCAAUCUCAGUUGUAAAAAUAGUGACACAGAUGAGUCCAAGUUUAGCCUUCUGGACAUAAUUCUUACCCAGAAAGUGUUAUAGAACAAAAGUUAAAAUUAUGGCAUAUUUUGUAUUUAACUAUCAGAGCAUUUGCAGCUGAGUUGGGAUUCUACAGGAAAAUAACUGCAUAUUUUCCAUUUGGAUAGUGGGAUUGGUUCUAUUUUUUCUUCUUGUUCCUAAGCAAAAAGAAAGAAUGAGCCCUGAAAGAACUGUGCUCAAAGCUAUGCAUCCAAAUGAAAUACAGGUGUCUUUUUAUGAACUGAUGUGAUGCAGAUGUUGUGUGAGUUUUGGCCAGUGAAGUGUGCGACAUCUGUCAGCAUUUGUUGUAAAACCUGUGCUUUUAAAGCAGUUUAAUAUGUGUGAAUGUGUUGUUGAAUUCACAUUUUAUUAUACUGUAGUUUGAAAGUGUCAUUGGGUGCUGGGCAGUCUUGAUCUGUAUAAUAAAAUGUAUAUAUGGACGUUUUAUAGCAGCUGACCAAUGAAUAUUCCUUUUGUAUGUGACUUUUAAUAAAAAUAAAUAAAUAAUU
Messenger RNA from Melanotaenia boesemani (Boeseman's rainbowfish), 12533 nucleotides. Its product is annotated as neural-cadherin. The record is from RefSeq and is a predicted model, not a curated record. Gene Ontology annotation, biological process: homophilic cell-cell adhesion. Gene Ontology annotation, molecular function: cadherin binding; calcium ion binding. Gene Ontology annotation, cellular component: catenin complex; plasma membrane. The transcript is spliced from 34 exons. NCBI's taxonomy places the organism in Eukaryota, Metazoa, Chordata, Actinopteri, Atheriniformes, Melanotaeniidae. The coding region runs from base 109 to 8913 and encodes 2934 amino acids.